UAUUUUCCCAGGGGGUUGAUGUGUAUAAAAAUGUAAACAUCAGUGGUAUGACAUCACAUGUGAAAUAUGUAAAAAAAUUUCCCAGGGGUUGGUGUGUGUAAAAUGUAAACAUCAGUUAUAUGACGUCACAUGUCAAAAUUGCAACUAAUUUUCCCAGGAGGUGAUGUGUGUAAAAACUGUGAACAACUAUUGUAGGUUGUAAAGAAUUUUUUUUUUUUCCGGUGAUAAAAUGUUGAAUUUUCCCCAGGGUGCGUGUUGGGAGGGGUGGCAAGCGUGAGCAAAAUUUUCCCCUCUUGAGAAGUGUUAAUGAAAAAAAUGAUGUAAAAGUUUAAAGAGGUGUGAAAAAAUAAGAGUAAGGAUGAAAAAUAAUAAAAAAAAAGAUGCGAGGACUUACCGUCGGUGGGGUGGGGUGGGUUGGGGUGGGGUGGGGUGGUUGGGUCGGGGUAUGGUGUGUGUGUGUGUGUGUGUGUGUGUGAAUGCUUUUUGAUAACUACCCGAGGUUUGCCCGGUAUGAUGCGUGGGAAUAAUUUUCAAAAGAUUCCCAGGAUGUGUUUUGGAAAAAAAGAUGUGUUUUGGAAAAAAAGAUUCCCAUGAUGUAAUGGUAUGACGUAGUUGUUGUUGUUGUGUUUUUGAGUGACAGCAGCAAGUGGGGGGCCCCCGUUCUGCUAAGCGUGACUAAUAAUUGAACAGGUGUCGUGUUGUUUUUCUCCUCACAAUACUAUAAAAACUGGCCGUAAAAGAGACAGAUUGGUGCGGAGAGUGACUUUUCUGCAAAACCAUCGUCAUGGAUUCUCCAGACAGAUCGUCUAAGGCUCAAGCCGGAUCUCCGAUCUUGAAUUCCUUGAGCAAAUGGCGCUAUCGCACAUUCAUUCGGGACAACUUACAAAAGCGUGGAAUACCUUAUUUCGUGUGGCCAAACAGCCUAAAACGACUGAAACUGAAGGAGCAACCCCUGAGGACCAGUCAAAUUUUGAGCGCGAGGAAGGCCUUCGUUCGCAAUGACAUACCUAAACACUGCUGGCCCCGUUCGAUUCGGGAAGAAAACGAUGUUACACCUUCGCAGAAGAAAAAGCAGGAAAUCGACAGAUUCAGAGCGGACGACAGUCUGUUUAAACCGAGCAUAAAGAGGAGAUGUCUUUCGAUGACGUAUUUGACAAUUUUGCCGAAAGAAACCCGGCUGAACAAUCGCUACAUCGUUUUCCGUCAGAGCAGACUGUUUCACAGUGACAAGUCGACUGAAGUCUCUAUUUCUGAAAAGGAGUUGUACCUGUUAAACCAGACCGUCCCGAAAACGAAUGAAGUGGGGGAAUUGCAUGCUAUGAUCUUACAGGCCAGAAACAGGUCAUGCAUGGUUCGCGACACAAAACACAAGACCGAACUGUCCAGGUCUGCCACAAUCACACUGAAGGUCAGAUCCGCGCAUUAUUUGCGUCAAAUCACCCUGACCAUCACAGGGCUCAAGACCCCUGAGUUUACCUACAGAGUUCGACUGGAAGUGUGCACGUCACCUGUGAUAAGGCACGAAAACGUGUGCUCCAGCGAUGACGACCAGUGGAUUUUUUAUUUUGCCCCUACUGAAAAAGAAGAGCACGUCCAGCUGAUUGAAAUAACUUUGCGGGAGAGCGAACUACUGGAUAUUUAUCACGCGGUCAAACAUGUUCUGACAGCCAGCGUAAUAUGUGGUUGCGACAGCUGUCAUAUUCCACGCCCGACGAGUCUGAUGUCUAAAUACCAAGAUGACAAAACGGCGAUGCGCAUGUGCGAGGACAUGCCCAGCGGGGGAGAUUGGGGGUGUUCCCCCACUCACCAGCCAGAGCGCGAUGAAGAAGAGAGUUCUGAUCUAGACCUCGUGGAACGUAAAAAAAGCGGUGAAAAUGACAUUUCAGAUUCGACCAGCGCCAGCGAGGUAGAAGAAGAGGAAGAGGAAGUCUCCGGCGUGACCGAUCUGGACAGCGAUGAAUUUAUCGUGGUGGACGAGGACGGCUUACAAAGCCGACCUUCUUCGCCGGCUGACAUCGAGCAGCGUGAGAGAGAGAACGCGAGCGCUUUCUCAGGAACGGGGUCAAAAGGUCAAUGCGAGGAACCUCUUGACGCCGGCGCCAGCUCGGAAAGUCAGAGCGAGAAGCCUUCGGACCUCAGUCUGAAGGACCGAGCCACGAAAAUUGUGGAAUUUAUCUGGGCAAGAGCGAUCAUCCUGGCUGUUCGUCAAUGGGUUACGAGAGAUUGCGCUGGGUGUCAAAUUGAACACCCAUCACAGAAACAGCACAGCUGCGUGGAAGGCGUCCCCGUAAGAUUUCUGGACAACGAGUUAAAGCAGAAGUGGCUGAAUCUCAUUCCCGCUUGUGAAUUGGAAAUAAAAGAGUCUCUAAAGCAACACUUUGAAUUAAAAGAACCUCAUGAUGGUUUUGUAAUAAACAUUUUGCGUAGAAUUUACACGCUGACGCAGGAAAAACUGAGUGAAUAUAACCCGCUGUCCGAGUACCUGAGCAGAGAUCCGUCCGAAAUUCUGAGCCGGUUUUACAUGCGGCCGGAUGAACCUCUGAACAGCGCUGCGGAAUCAACGGCCGCCGACGUGUGUAAAAUUCUGAUGGGGUCUGAGGAUGACAGAUCGGUGUAGUGAUUCGCGAGAGAGAGAGAGAUUGUGUAUUUGUACAUAAGACAUUUAUGACACCGAUGUUUUUUUGCUGCUAGUAAGUUUAUACAUUGUAUAUAUUUUUUUAUUAGACAAACCAUAAACAUUAUUAUUAUUAGAAAAAACUUUAUUGUUUUAUUAAAAAACACCACAUGUUUUUCGUUUAAUAUUUUAGUCGUUUGAGUUUGUGUAAUUGUUUAUAGCACCUUUAUGACAUCUUUUGAUCGCUGCUAGUAGUUUACAUAUUUUUUGAACCCCUUUUGUGCAUGUUUAUUAGACAAACUGUAAAGUCUUUUCAUUUUAAUAUU
This is a messenger RNA of Colossoma macropomum (tambaqui), 2940 nucleotides long. RefSeq lists its product as uncharacterized. The record is from RefSeq and is a predicted model, not a curated record. The coding region runs from base 785 to 2617 and encodes 610 amino acids. Lineage: Eukaryota; Metazoa; Chordata; Actinopteri; Characiformes; Serrasalmidae. The transcript has 2 exons.